UGGUGUAUGGAGACAGGCAGCGCUCAGUACAAGCCCGCUCCAUGCACAGAGAACUCUGGAGACACCUGCCCACACACGCAGACCUGCGCUGGGCACAGGUACACCAAACGUGGUAGCUACAAUGGGAGUUCUAUUGUGAAGCGACCACGUGUCUUAAUUGUGUCUUCUACACCUGUUCUGUUUCUUAAAAUACCGCAUCUUCGAUGCAAGUGUGACCCUCAUGCAAUGCGUCUACACCAGGAACUCAAAGUGCUGUAUAUUAAAUAAACUUCACGCUGCCCUGUGCUGUAGCCCCCUGUGUUGUUGGUGAAUGAGCAUUUAAGAUGUCACUGAGCCGUGAAAGAAGAAUAAAUACCUCAACGCUGGAGAAAGUUGCAGCAGACAUGAGCAAUUUAAUAGAGAACCUGGACACCAGGGAGCUCCACUUUGAGGGGGACGAGGUGGAUGCUGACAUGUUGAAUGAUCCGAAAACAACUGUGGGCAUCCCAUUCUCUGCAAUUUAUAACACUCAAGGGUUCAAAGAACCUCAUAUACAGACAUAUCUAACCGGAUGUCCGAUUAAAGUCCGAGUUCUGGAAGUAGAACGCUUUACCUCAACAAAAAAGGUACCAAGUCCAAAUGUUUACACUGUUGAGUUCACACAUGGGGACUUUACAUGGCAAGUGAAAAGGAAAUUCAAGAACUUUCAAGAAUUCCACAGGGAACUGCUGAGAUACAAAGCCUUCAUACGAAUUCCUAUCCCUACAAGGAGUCACACAGUUAGAAGACAGACUAUCAAAAGGGGAGAAGCGAGGCAGAUGCCGAGUCUGCCACGCACGUCUGAGAACAUGGUCCGAGAAGAACAUUUUUCUAGUAGAAGAAAACAACUGGAAGACUACUUGACAAAGAUCUUAAAAAUGCCCAUGUACAGGAACUACCAUGGAACGAUGGAAUUCAUUGGUGUAAGUCAGCUGUCAUUUAUCCAUGAUCUAGGACCAAAGGGCAUAGAAGGUAUGAUCAUGAAACGAUCAGGAGGCCACAGAAUACCCGGUCUGAACUGCUGUGGGCAAGGAAGGGUCUGCUAUCGAUGGUCCAAAAGGUGGUUAGUAGUGAAAGACUCUUUCCUAAUGUAUAUGAAGACGGAUAGUGGAGCCAUUUCCUUUGUCCUGUUGGUAGAUCAAGAAUUCAGCAUCAAGAUUGGCAAGAAAGAGACUGAAACAGAAUAUGGGUUACGGAUUGACAAUCUCUCCAGGUCAUUGAUUUUGAAGUGCAACAGCUACAGACAUGCCCGAUGGUGGGGACAGGGAAUAGAAGAGUUCAUUCAGAAAAAUGGCAAAAACUUUCUAACACAUCACAGAUUCGGGUCAUAUGCAGCUAUACAGGAGAAUACUUUGGCAAAGUGGUAUGUAAAUGCAAAAGGGUAUUUUGAAGAUGUAGCAAAUGCCAUGGAGGCAGCGAAAGAAGAAAUUUUCAUCACAGAUUGGUGGUUGAGCCCAGAAAUCUUUAUGAAGCGACCCGUGGUGGAAGGAAAUCGCUGGAGACUAGACUGCAUUCUCAAGCGGAAAGCACAACAAGGAGUGAGAAUUUUUGUAAUGCUCUACAAAGAAGUGGAGCUUGCUCUAGGAAUCAACAGUGAAUACAGCAAGCGGACCCUAAUGCGUCUACAUCCGAACAUUAAGGUGAUGAGGCAUCCAGAUCACGUGUCAUCCUCAGUGUACCUGUGGGCUCAUCAUGAGAAGCUCGUUGUCAUUGACCAGUCUGUAGCAUUCGUUGGUGGCAUUGACUUGGCCUACGGGAGGUGGGAUGAUGAUGAACACAGGCUGACCGACGUUGGCAGUGUGAAACGAAUUGCAGGAACAAAGUCUACAUCGACAGUGAAUCUCAUACCUACAGCCGAGUCUACAGAAGCUUUAGCACUGAAAACUCAGCCCCUGGGGAACCUGCCUCAGCACAGAAAUAGUGAUGACAUACUAGAUUCUUCAAGAAUGAAAGGAAUAGGAAAACCCAAAAAGUUUUCCAGGUUCAGCAUUUAUAAGCAUCUCCAGAAGCACGGCCUACACCAUUCUGAUAGUGUGAGCAGUAUAGACGGUGAGUCAGAUAAAGGAUCAAUCCGCAGCUUGAAGACAGGUGUUGGAGAACUUUUUGGGGAGACCAGGUUCUGGCAUGGAAAGGACUAUUGCAAUUUCGUCUUUAAAGACUGGGUUCAACUUGACAAACCCUUUGCUGAUUUCAUUGACAGGUACACCACACCCAGAAUGCCAUGGCAUGAUAUUUCAUCCGUUGUGCAUGGCAAAGCUGCACGGGAUGUUGCUCGACACUUUAUUCAGCGUUGGAACUUCACAAAGAUCAUGAAGCCCAAAUACAGAUCCCUGUCCUACCCAUUCCUGUUGCCAAAAUCUCAGCAAACCGCCGGUGAGAUGAAGUAUCAAGUGCCCGAGUCUGUAUGUGCCAAUGUACAGGUCCUCCGUUCUGCUGCAGAUUGGUCAGCUGGUAUCAAGUACCAUGAAGAAUCCAUCCACAAUGCUUAUGUUAGCGUGAUAGAAAACAGUAAACACUACAUCUAUAUCGAAAACCAAUUUUUUAUUAGCUGUGCUGAUGACAAAGUCGUUUCUAACAAGAUUGGAGAUACCAUUGCUCGGAGGAUUCUUAAAGCACACAGGGACAACAAACGAUACCGAGUGUAUGUGGUGAUCCCGCUGUUGCCUGGAUUUGAAGGAGAUAUUUCAACUGGAGGUGGAAAUGCACUGCAAGCCAUAAUGCACUUCAACUACAGGACCAUGUGCAGAGGAGAUAAUUCUAUCCUGGGACAGUUGAAAGCAGAAAUUGGAGAUCAGUGGAUAAACUACAUAUCGUUCUGUGGGCUUCGAACCUACGCUGAGCUGGACGGAAAUCUUGUCACUGAACUCAUCUAUGUUCACAGCAAAUUGCUUAUAGCUGAUGACAACACUGUCAUCAUUGGCUCUGCUAACAUUAAUGACCGCAGCAUGCUGGGAAAACGCGACAGUGAAAUGGCUAUCAUUGUGCAAGACACCGAAACUGUCCCUUCAGUGAUGGAUGGAAAGGACUACAAAGCCGGACGAUUUGCCCAGUCACUCCGCCUCCGGUGUUUUAGGGUUGUUCUUGGUUGUUCAGCAGACCUCAGUGCUGAUCUUCAGGAUCCAGUCUCUGACAGAUUCUUCAAGGAGGUGUGGGUUGCAACAGCUGCCCGCAAUGCCACUAUUUUUGAUAAGGUGUUCCGAUGCCUUCCCAGUGAUGAGGUGACAAAUUUAGCCCAGCUGCGUGACUUCAUCGCCAAGUCAAAAUUGGUAACCCAAGAUGCUGCAAAAGCAGCAGAAGAAUUAAAGAAGAUUCACGGAUUUCUAGUGCAAUUCCCCUUUCAUUUCCUGUAUGAAGAAAACUUGCUGCCUUCUGUUGGAACAAAAGAAUCCAUGGUACCCAUGGAAGUUUGGACUUAGGGUGAUUUAGACUGCAUCAGAAUUUAAAGUCUGGUUCCUUGGAGACAGUUUGCAUACCGGAUGAUUUCAGGAAGCUUUGUAUUGCCAAGGUAGCCACCAAAAAGGUCUCCAUCAAUCUAAUGUGCCUUUCUUAAGGAUUUUGGUGGAACAGCUUCAGACAAAAUGACACUGUUAUGGGGAGGGAAAGAAAAUUUGGCACUGAUGAUCAUUGACAAGUUCUAUUAUUUGAAAAGGACAAUACUUCUUUACAAACAUAUUCUAAGCACCUUAAAGAUGCAGGCCACUCCUAUGAAGGGAGACAAAUCAUAAUGUAUAUUACUACUGCCAGCAUGAUCAUACAUGUACAGUGAUUGUGAUACCCAGGAGUUGUAGGCCCGUUUGUGCUUUCUAAAUCUUUGUAUGCUCGCAGUUUAUUACCUAGCUAGAUUUACCCACUUCCUCAUCUCUGUUUUGUAUCCCCUCAAGUAUUCCCUCACUGCUUACAUCUCCAUAAUGGUUGGGAAAUGUGACCUGAGGCCAACUCAGGUGUUCCUGUGAUCAUUGCCUAUUGAGCUUAGAUUUUACAUUGCAUAUAUGGCAAAGGACUAACACUCUUAUGUCAGAAUCAGUGGUGCUGUCUCUUCUCCUGGCCCCAGGGGAGACAUUGGUUUUUUCACUACAGCUACAGCAAUCAACAUUCCUCAUGCUCAGCAUGGCACCAUGUAGAUCUCCAUGAGGAGCAAUCUCUAAUGGAGAUUGAGGUGAUGAGAAUCUCUUGAAUUCUGUUUUUUCAGGGUUUGCAGAACUUGUUUGAGCUCAGCAACCCUUUUUCUUACUAUCUAAACUAUAAUUUUUUUCCCCAAGGGAGAAUCAGCUUUUUAACCCUACAUUUUUCUAGCUAAAGGAAAGCCUGCUGCUAUGUAUUAGGGAGACAAGGAUCCCAAAAGCUAGGUUGGCAAAGUGGGUCCUCUGGAUCACCGUGCUGUGGGUGUACACUGCAUUAAAUACGUAGAGCUUUCCUCUGCUUUCUUUUCCACUGUUUCACCUAUAAGGAACAAGAACCCAGUAACAGUUGAGUAAGAGUUGAAAUUUUGAGCUGAUGAUGUUCAUGGUUGAUCAAAAUCAUUCAUACUGAGUUUGAUCACCCUCCAGAGGCUAGUGGGGAGAUAGCACUGAACUUGUCAGUGCUGGGACCAGCUCCAGUAAUGGGAAGACAUGGUUUUGAACAGUCUCUGCAAGACAGAAAUGUGACUCCAUGUCAGCCCAAGGACUGAUAAACUCAGUCAGCAUGAUCAGUCUUUUUGCUUUCCAUUUACUAAUACGAGUGGCACAAUUAAUAAGAAACUCAUAACACUGGGUUCCUAGCUGGAUAGAGUGAAAAGCUGAGGCCUUGGCUACACUGGCGCUCUACGGCGCUGCAACUUCUUGCUCAGGGGUAUGAAAAAACACACCCCUGAGCGCAGCAAGUUGCAGCGCUGUAAAGCGCCAGUGUAAACAGUGCCCCAGCGGUGGGAGCGUGGCUCCCAGCGCUGUAAGCUAAUCCCCUUGGGGAGGUGGAGUACCUGCAGCGCUGGGAGAGCUCUCUCCCAGCGCUGGCGCCGUGACCACACUCGCACUUCAAACCGCUGCUGCGGGAGCACUCUGCAGCAGCGCUUUGGAGUUUCGAGCGUAGCCAAGCCCUGAGACGUCCCAUCUCUGAAUGCAGAAUGUUAAUUGAUUCAGUGGGAGUGCCAUUCACCAAGCAAGGGCCAAAUGUGGCCCAUAAUCUGUGCUCCGGUAAAAACCCUCACUAUUCCUUACGUGUAAGGCUUACGAACUUUCAUUGCUAUUUUUAUUUUUGCUAAAAAAUUCCAAUUGUUAUAAGUAAAUUUUUCCUUAAAAAAAAAAGACGUUUGACAGGCUUCCAACAUGCAUUCAUUAGUUUAUAAAACAAAAAUCAUGACCCCCUUUUGAAAGAUAUGUGCCAACUGUGUUUUGGGCAUAUCUUACAUUUAAGCUGAUUGCUCUAUAUAUUUUAAGAAAUGUAAUUGGGCAUAGAGUCAUUUUCCAACACUACAUCACAUUAAUAAGUAGCAAACACUAACAUUCCUCAAGGGCAGCCCAAGUCCUAGCUAGUUGCUAUGUUUCAUGUUACUUCGUGCUCAUAUUUUAUAGAUGCAAUUAAUUAGUGAUAUGGACAGGACUCACAACCAUUCCUUAUACUCGGUGAACUGGUGGUCUAUUUAAUCUGUCAAUAGUGCAUGCACAGCUUUUGUGAAGUAAACUGCAAUGUGUUUAUGGGUACUGUGAUUUCAUGUAGUGCACUGCUGAUAACUAGGUUCCCUCAAGAUUUGUUGGGCAUUGUUAUUUAAAAUCAUAUUGGUUGUUUAAAAUGAGACACCGGGUUGACCUGCCAGCUCCUUUGCUAGAGAAAUAUGCUAUUAGAUAACCACUGCAAAGCCAGGAAACUAAAACAUCAAAAUACUUUUGCUUUUAACACUAACCUAACACUUUUAAUUUCAUGCUAAAAACUGUUGGCCAUUUUUAGUUUGAACAAAACUGCCAGUAUGAAAUGAUUAUAACCUGCCAUAUAUUACCAAUAAACCACACAAAUACAGAGUCAUAGUUGAAAGAGGCCCAAACCAGAACAGCAUAUUCAUUCACACCAGACCUACAACCAAACCUAAAGAAGCAUAUAAUGCUCCUAUCAUCUUCUAUCUAUCUAGAUGCUCAUAUGGCUCCUAUUACCAUAGUACCUGAGCAUCUCAUGAUCAUUACUGAAUCCUUACAGCACCUCUUUGAAGUGGUAUUGAAACUUUGUGGCUUCAUAGGUAACAUGACCCAUCUUGUACCCCAGAUUGUCUUUCCAAAACUGCAAUGCAACUGACAUGCAAAACCCAAACCAUGAGGUGUUUGCCCAUCUCAGAUGAUGUUAGGGGUCUGAUGUCAACCCAUACAGCCCAGGAAUUUUGAAUUAGUAUUGAAACACCAUUCUUAAUCCACCCCCUUUGUACUAUACAUUGGCUUUGCAGCAUAUAAAAUACCUCAUUACUUGAAGAUCUUGCCACUGCCUGAAAACAGGGUGGAUUCACCCUUGCGCAUAGAGUUAGUACAGGAUCUAUGCAGCCUUUUAAAUAAGGCUUAAAUAGAAUUAAAGUAAUGUAUAGGCAUUGCACUGGCUCUCUGCACAGGAGUGAAUUCUGCUCCGUGUGAAAGGAUAGGUUAAGAAAUUCUUCAUUUUGAAUUUCCCUGAUUUUGUUGGUUGCCAGACUCUUGAUGUUAACUGAACACCUUUAUUUUAUUUUCCUUUAUGGAUGGAGGGAACAGAAAGAUAUAUUAAGAAGAAGAAAGCCAAGACAAAACUGUGCCGUUCCCCAUACUCUGGGGAACUGAUGCAUCUUGAAAUUCAAUAUUUUUCAAUGGAGUCGUUCAAAUGUUGCCAAGAUUCUGGAAUCCUCUUACCCUCUUAGGCCCCGAUUCUGCAAGCUGCUUAGUAUGGAUGGACACCUAUGUCCAUUAAUAGUUCCAUUGACUUCAGUGAAGCUUCACCCUACCAGGCCAGGGUUCACACAUGCAGAACAACUUGCAGAAUCAAGGUACAUUACAGUACACAGGUCUACGAGUAGUCACAAGAGGAAGCAUUCUGCUCUGUAGCCUUUACAGUGCAAUAUAUUCCCUCACAUCAUUCUUCAUACAUAUUCACAGCCUACACAGAAGUUGGUGUCUUUUGUGAACGUCUGUUAAUUAGACUUUUCUUUCACAUGCUAUGAGGCUACAGCAGGGGUGCUGUUUAACACCUGGUCUCUGCACAUAAACAGUCACCACACUCUUUAGUCCUUAAUACGCUGGUGGUUUUACUUUUACUUUGAAUACCCAAAGCAAAUCAUGACGUAAUCAUUUGCAAAUGUACGGUACUGUAAGCAGUGAUGCUGUUUUUAGUCAUAGUAGUUCCUGAAAUGUGUGAAUUGUUUUUGUGGCUUUUAUUUUUAAAAAAUUGUUUAAAAAAGAAAAGAGGAAAAAUCUCCUCCUGACUCAGAUUGUAUGUUUUAUGAUUCAACUUGGAUGGAAGAUUUAUGGUGGCUAUUCCUAAUCAGGUGCCAGUACGAGAAUUCAACGUCACUUCUUACCAUGCCUGUGUAUAUUUUAAAGUAACAGGAUAUUUUAAUGUAUGUUUUGUUGUAUAGAUGCAGGAUUGGACUUACUUUUUAGCACUGAAAAUGAUGCAAAAAACAAACAAACAUGAAAAAUAAGAUUUUGUAACCUAAGCACUUGAUUAUUAAAAUAAUUUGUACCAAAAAAGCCACCCAUUGCUAUGCAGGAGAUCCCGGGCCUUUGGCUCAGCUUCUGGGCUUGUAGUCCCCAAACCAGCUGACGCUGAGCGUGCUGAAGGGCAGCACACUUAAGGUAUGUCUACACUGCAGAUGGGAGCAAAGCUUCCAACCCGGCAGACAGACUCACGCUAGUGGGCUCAAGCUAAGCUGUGGACGUUGCAGCUCAGGACGAAGAUUGGGUUCUCAAGUCUCCCUAGGCUUGAUAGCCCAUGCCACAAAGUUCAUGCU
Gopherus flavomarginatus (Mexican gopher tortoise) is the source of this 7951-nucleotide messenger RNA. It is a transcript of the gene PLD1, whose product is annotated as phospholipase D1. The transcript is spliced from 28 exons. Gene Ontology annotation, biological process: phosphatidic acid biosynthetic process; intracellular signal transduction; cell motility. The record is from RefSeq and is a predicted model, not a curated record. Gene Ontology annotation, molecular function: D-type glycerophospholipase activity; phosphatidylinositol binding. Bases 324 to 3434 code for a protein of 1036 amino acids. NCBI's taxonomy places the organism in Eukaryota, Metazoa, Chordata, Testudines, Testudinidae.